Macadamia integrifolia is the source of this 1539-nucleotide messenger RNA. RefSeq names its product probable indole-3-pyruvate monooxygenase YUCCA10. The transcript has 4 exons. NCBI's taxonomy places the organism in Eukaryota, Viridiplantae, Streptophyta, Magnoliopsida, Proteales, Proteaceae. Gene Ontology annotation, molecular function: NADP binding; flavin adenine dinucleotide binding; N,N-dimethylaniline monooxygenase activity. The coding region runs from base 101 to 1237 and encodes 378 amino acids. The record is from RefSeq and is a predicted model, not a curated record.
AGUUGACUGGGAGAUGCCAAACCUCUCUAUAAAAACCCAAAUGGUUCUCUCUCUCUCCCAACAGACACGCAGUGAGUAGGAGAAGCCAAAGAGGAAGAAAAUGAAGAAGGAAACAGUAGUUAUAGUAGUAGGCGCUGGACCAUCUGGAAUCUCCACUUCUGCUUGUUUAAACCUUCAAUCCAUACCUCACAUACUCCUUGAAAGAGAAGACAUUUACUGUCCCAUAUGGACUAAGAAGUCCUAUGAUCGUCUCCACCUUCACUUAGCCAAGCAAUUCUGUGAGCUCCCACAUCUCCCAUUCCCUGACUCAUACCCAACUUAUGUACCCAGAAAGCUAUUUGUCCAGUACUUGGAAGACUAUGUAACCCAGCUGAAGGUGAACCCGGUUUAUAACCGGUCCAUCGAAUCGGCGGCGUUCGACAAGGCCACCGGAAAAUGGCUUGUCAAGGCAAAUAACAUAAAGACAGAUGAGAUGGAGGAGUAUAGCUCAAGAUUUCUAGUGGUGGCCACCGGCGAGACGACCGACCCGUUUAUACCGGAGAUUGAAGGGAUAGGGAGCUUCUCAGGGGAGCUCUUGCACUCCACAAAAUACAAGACUGGGGCACCCUUUGCUAACAAGAGUGUCUUGGUUGUUGGGUGUGGUAAUUCUGGGAUGGAGAUUGCUUAUGAUCUAUCAAACUUUGGAGCUAAGGUCUCCAUUGUUAUUAGAAAUCCGAUUCAUGUUGUAACCCGGUGGAUGGCAUCUAUGGGGUUGACGUUGUUCAAGUACUUAUCCCAUGAGUUGGUAGAUGAGUUGGUUCUCUCAUUGAGCAAGUUGUGGUAUGGAGAUUUGAGCAAGUAUGGGAUAAGGAGGCCCCAAGAAGGUCCUUUCGCCAUGAAAGAUAAGUAUGGCAAGUAUCCAGUUGUUGAUGUUGGCACCAUUGGGAAGAUCAAGUCUGGCGAGAUUCAGGUUUUACCUGGAAUAUCAAGUGUAGAAGGUGGUCAAGUAAUUUUUACGGAUGGCAAGUUCUAUCACUUUGACGUAAUUUUACUUGCCACGGGAUUUCAUAGAAUAACCAAAAAAUGGUUAAAGGAUGAUGAUGACCUUCUCAAUGACGAUGGGAUUGCCAAAAAAAGUUAUCCAAACCACUGGAAGGGAAAGAAUGGCUUGUAUUGUGUGGGAUUGGCAAGGAAGGGCUUAUAUGGAGCUGCGGUUGAUGCUCAAAACAUAGCUAAUGAUAUCAAGAAGUUAUUGUGAAGAGCACCAAUUGCAAGGGACUUUAUUCAGUAAUUUCUUCAGAUGUUGCUAUAAGUGAACUUACUUAUAAAAUAAGAGUACAUGAGGGAGGUUUCAUACAGGGCAACAAAUGUAAGAAGGAAUAUUUACGCUUUACCAUUGAGGGGCUAAAGAAUGAUAUCAUCCAUAUGGUGUCCACAGAGGGCCCACAUGGUCAAACUUGGAGAGAAAGUGUCACUAUAUGCCCCACUAUGUAUUAUGUGUGUGUAUGUGUUUAAACUUAUGCAUUAAUUUUGAAUCAAUUAUCACCAAAUGUUAAGUCA